Molecule: messenger RNA, 6354 nt
Organism: Nezara viridula (southern green stink bug)
Lineage: Eukaryota; Metazoa; Arthropoda; Insecta; Hemiptera; Pentatomidae
Source: the annotation of a GenBank genome assembly
CAUAGUAGUAUUCAAUUAAUAUCAUAAAAUAAAUUUAAGAAUAUCAAAUUCGCAGAUAAUUAACCAAACUAAUACUAAUAGUUUUAAAAUAUUUGUUAAGACUCUCUAGGCGUUAAGUAAAUAAUGAUUGGUACAAAAAUCUUUGCAUCAAGCUGAAUUUGUUAACAAAGGAUUGAGAUGUUUCGAUUACUUCCUAAAUUCCUCUUUCAAUUAAGCGCUAAAUAUAAUAUGAAUACCUAAUUAAUUUUAUGUCAUCGAUUUCUCCACCUUUAGCUGUGAAAAUUCUCUUAGCUGCUAUAUUAAAUUUAUUCCCAGCAGCAUUAAGCAAUUCUUCCAAGGAAUGAGUAAUUAGCAACACCUAAAAUAAUAAAUUGAAUAAUUCAAAUUAAUGAAUAAGGAUUAUAAUACUUAAUUACAAAAUAAUUAGACAAAUCAUUGAAUUAUCGAUGAUACUCACUUUACCAUCGACUUCAGACCCAUUUCUAAACACAAUCACUCUUUUCAUAGUGACUUUUUAAGCAGUGAACAGAUACUGAAUAGGCUUCUUUCAAAUUGGAUAUCUCAGCUGUAUUUCUGUUUACUAGUUCAUCCCUUCUAAUCAAUGGGCGUUUCACAAUGAUAUUCAGAAGGCGCUAAUAUUGACUGAUACUCAUGUACAUUUAGAAUAGAAUUUUUCAAAAAGGUUACAUAAUAAUAUUAUUUUCCCUUUUUAAAAUUUUUCCAAUAUAUUCAUUCAUUUGUAAGUGCUGAUUUUGAAAAUAUAGUAUAUCUUAAGGUCGUUAGGAUUAGUUAUAAAGUUAUAUAGCGCUCAAUAAAAUCUCGACAAUUCUAAUAAUUGUUUGAACAUUAAAUAUUUUUUAUAAUGAAAACAAAUUUCUUCUUGAAAAGCUGUUUUAUCCUUUGAAUGAAAAUAUGGAGGUUGCAAAAGUUCUGUUGGUUGAUUACGUCACUCAAGAUGUCAGUCUCAUGAUGGUUUCGUGUCAGCUGUCUGGAGUAAUAAGUCUGUGAUAAACCAUUCCAUUCCCUUAAAACUCUAUAUCUAAGAUUAUAACGUGAAUAUUAAUGAAAGGAUCGUGACAUAAACGAAAUCACCAAAAUGUGGAGAAUGCGAGAACUUGCUGACAAAGUGACCAAUGUUGUCAUGAACUAUACAGAAGUUGAGGCAAAAGUGCGGGAAGCAACUAAUGAUGAUGCCUGGGGUCCCACAGGACCUCUCAUGCAAGAAGUUGCUCAGGCUACAUUUACGUUUGAGCAUUUUCCUGAGGUUAUGACAAUGUUGUGGAAAAGGAUGCUGCAAGACAAUAAAAAAAAUUGGAGAAGGACUUAUAAGAGUCUUCUCCUUUUGAAUUAUCUUGUGCGGAACGGUUCUGAAAGAGUAGUGACAUCAUCUCGAGAACAUAUAUAUGACUUAAGAGGUUUAGAAAAUUAUGUUUAUGUUGAUGAAAUGGGUAAAGAUCAAGGAAUAAAUAUUAGGCAUAAAGUAAAAGAAUUGAUAGAUUUUAUACAAGAUGAUGAUAAACUCAGAGAAGAAAGGAAAAAGGCCAAAAAAAAUAAAGAUAAAUAUGUUGGUCUUUCGAGUGAUGCUAUGGGGCUUAGAGGAAUUGGUGAACGGUGGGAAGGGAGUAGUGGUGGCAAGUGGACUAAAGAAGAAUAUGACUGGAGUGAUUCUGCCGGAAGGAGAGAUGAUUAUGAUCCUAGCGGAGACGAAGGUGAUAACUCAGAGGGAGAAACACCAGCUCCGAGGAGUCCAGCGCGGGUAUAUAGGGAUACUGAAAACUCUAUUCAGAAAGAUUCACCAAUUAAAAAGCAGUUGAGUCCUGCACGGAGAAUAGACCUAGGCGCUGCUGCCACCUAUGGAAAGACUACUCCUUCUAAUACUGGAAUUACGGAAAGUGAGCCAGCUAAUGUUCCAUCACUCAUCGGUGAUGUAGCAGAUGAUCUGUUUGACCCUAGAAAGGGCGUGGAUCCUCCACCUACCUCAAACGUUACAGAAUUUGGAGACUUCACAAAUGCCUUUCCUCCUCCCGCCAGUUCAAACACCAGCGGAGCUGAUGUAAAGGACGAUUUUGCUGAUUUUUCUUCCGCCUUUACUGCUCCCUCAAGCUUGCCUCUUCAGACACAUUCACUUCCUCCGAUCCAGCCACCGCUUCCUAAUGGAAAUUCAACAGUUACCAAGUCUCAGUCUAAUACUGAACUUUUGAUGGGAUUGAGCGGUUUUAGCAGUCCUGUCCAUUCUCAACCACAAUCUUUGAAUUUGACCCAAACUCCUCAGUCUCCAUCCAUCAAUCCUCUGGAUUCACCUAUGUCAGGAAUCGGGGGAGGAUUAUUACAGCCUACUCUAGAUAAAAACGUGCUGCUACAGCUCCAGCCUUCACAGUCUUCCACAAACAGCACAAAACAGAUCGGUAGUACAUGGAGUGAAUUAAAUUUAGAUAUUGAUCUCGACGGACUGAAUUUAAGUGGAAAAAACAAAACUCGUCCUGCACAACCAACAAUGAACCAGAUGGCAUCGUCAAUUGGUGUUAAUAAUAUGAACAUGAAUGUGAAUAAUAUGAGUAUGAACAUGAACAACAAUAGCGGCAGCCUGCUCCGAAACCAACAGCCAACUAGUUUCCAAUUUGCUAGCUUUAAGUAAGCAAACACUGACGAAACCAUUUGCAAAGCUCAACUAGUUUAUAUACAGGCAUCAACAUUGUACAUAACUCGAUAUCUUCCAUUAAUGAUAAAGUGUAAAUUAAAAAAACAAAAUAAUUUUAAUUUUUUUUUAAACUAUGUAUAAAUAGAAAAGAAUCAGUUAUCAGAGAUAUUCCGUUUGUUAUUGUUGAAAUUUUAUUUUAAUUUUUUAAAGAUAAAUUAUUUUUAUUUUAUUUCUUGUUACGAAUUUCCCUUUAUAUGAUUUUAUUGAGGUUAACAGGGUUUUCGGAAUUAGAAGCGUAUUUAUCCUAACAGAAUAUAUUUUGUUAUUAAAGUUAUUUAUCUUUUUUUUUAAUUUGUGUUGUUUUAAUUGUUAAAUCAUAUUAAUGCUUGUUUUUCAGACAUUAAUAAUUUCUUUAUAGCUUUACUAAUUUGUGAUAAUUCGAGUAUUAUUAGAAAAAAGAAAACAUUCCUAUUUCCUUUCAAAUUUUUAUUUAAUUCAUUAAUAUAAUUGAAUUUUUGUUUGUGAAAUUUUAGAAAAAAAUAUAUUUCUCAGGUGUACACAAAAAAUUAAAUAUUAACCUCGGUUUUAUUGAAUUUUAUAUUUUCCACAUUCCAUUGUCAUUAAAUCUAUUCCCUGUAUUAUAUUAUGAAUGCAUUUAGUUGCAAAAUGGCUUGAAAUGUUAAAAUAAUAAAAUUACAUAAAGUGCAUUGUUUACAUUUUAUAGCAUGUAGACGAUGAAUAUAAUGCAAUAUUAUAUAAAAUGAUUUAUAUUAGAAUCAGCUAAACUCAAUAUGAUGUUACCAAAUCUAAUUCUGAAACAUACUGUUUCUUUGUUAAUUAUAUUCCUCAAUGUAAGACAUUGUGAUAACAUUUUAGCAAUAAUUCAUAAGUAUUUACAAUAUUAAAUAUUGGUAAAUUAAUAAAUAACAAUCAUCGUUCUAGGAAUAAUCAUUCUUUUAGGAACAUUUUUCAUUUUAAAUCUUAAUUUUUUUGAUUCAUUGUUUUGUAAUAUGUUAUUGUUUAAUUUUUUUUUCUCUCAAUAUUAUAUUUAUUUAUUUUUAAUUACAGUGUUGAAAAUUUCAAUACUCUUAAGUUUAAAAAAAAAAUUCUUUUAUGAUUCUUAAAAGAAAGAAGUCUAUCUUAAAAAAUAUUAUAAACAUUAUAUUCAAUAAUAAUGUACUACACUACCUUUACUAUUAUAUAACGAAAACUAAAGUUGAAUUUUAAUUAUUAUUAAUGAAAACAAAAAUUAUUAUUAUUAAAAAUUAAAGUUAUUUUUAAUUUUGUUUUUGCAAUUAUUUAGUAAAUAAAAAUUGAUGUUUCAAUGUUUUCCCAUGUUACUAGUAAAUAUAUUAUUUGGGUACAGGAAAAAAAAAAUGCUAUGCAAUUUAAAGGAGAUCUCUAUUAAAGGCUAUCAAUUCUGGCUUAUAAAUAAUUAAUUUUUUAGAAAUGUAGUUUUGUUAGUACACGCCUACUGAGAAUUAUAAAAAUAAAUUGUACACUUUUAAUUAGGAAAAUCAAAUAAUUUCGGUGGAGACUCUCCAAUUUAAAGAGAAAAUCAGCUGUUGUUUUUUCCUGUACCUUAUUUAUAUAAUUUUUGUUUUAAAUUUUAUUUUGAUACAUAUCAAUAAUUUAAAUAAUCCAUCCAUUUCUUAUUUAAUAUAUAGAUAUAUAUGAAUAUUAAAGUUGAAGCUUUGAUUUCAUCAUUAUUACUGAGAUUUUGUCAGAUAAUACUCAUUGCAUUAUUUUUGAAAUUGAAUUAAUGAUCUUAACAUUUUUUAUUGACUUUUCUUUCUUUAUUUUUUUGCCUGGGAAAUGCUUAAGAUUUUUUAAUUUAAUUUUUUUUUUAUGUUUAUAUUUGUUUUCAUUUAAUUUCAAUCUGUAAUAUGUAUAUACAUAAUAAUUAUAUAUCAUUAUGUCUAAUGAAAAUAAGUUGUAAUUAGAUUUGUUAUAAAUAUAUUUACGAAAUUGGUUAAGGUUGAAGAAUUUAUUUUUAUUAAUUAUUCACUAAAGGGGUAUGAGUUAUGUUUUAUUCAUUAACAUUAUAAAGUGCUUAGAGUAACAUUAUAAAGGUCCCUUAAACAAAUGAAAACAGAAAAUUACAUUAAUAUAUCCGAGCCAAUUAAAAUUUAAUUUGGAAAUAUUCUUAAUAUUUAAAUACAGUUUUAUGAAGCACUUAGUUGAAACAAACACUUUGUUUUGCCUCUAAUCCUCUGAUAUUUACAAAUAUAUUAGAAAAUUAUGAUAUAUUUUAUUAUGUGUUCAUUUGUAAAUAUUUAGUAAUAUCGGAGAGUUUGGGGUAAAUCUGAAUGUUAGUUUUAAUUUAGUCCUGUAUGUGGAGUUUUAGUUUUUUUAACGUUAUGUUAUUUUAAGUCUUUCCCUAAUUAUGGGUGUGAAAAAAUCAUUCAAGUCUAAAUUUAUAAUAUCUGAGACUUUUCUUCCUUUCUAAUUAAUUUUAUAUGAACAGUACAAUUUUUUUUUCCUAUUAAAGCUGAAAGUGACUUUAUGUAUGACAUGACAAAACUUUUUAUUGUAAAUCGGUCUCAUUAUAAAAGUGUUAAGACCUUCCAAUUUUAACUUAACUCUUUUUUAUUAAAUCAUUCUGAUAUUUUAAAAUUAUGAUUACACUCUUUCAUUUAAUGAAAAGGGUAAGGAAAGCCACCAAGCACGAUGUAUAGUUCAGUUAUGUAGGCCACUUGGAAGAGUGACUGCCUAUCGAUAACUGAAUACAAUAGCCAUGAUAAAACCUAACCCCGUUUGAUACCAGCAUUAAUUUCGAGUUAUCCAUUUGACUACAUAUUCUAACAAUUGGCUCUCUAGAGAACCGUGGAAUAAAUAUAAAUGAAGCAAAUAAUAUUUAAUUGACCAAAUAUAAAGAAAUAAUUAGAUAUUAACUAAUCGUUCUAAGAUGAAUGAAACAUAAUGAAGACCCCCUGUACUAUUAUUUGUAAAUAAUACUUGUAUAUUUAAAAUUUUUAAUCCUGGCACUUGAGUUAAUUAAGGUGGCGGUUAAUUUCUAGAUUAAAAUUAAGCUACUAAUUCAUCACAAUCAUUUACUUAUUAAUGCAUUUUUUUUUUUUGUUUCCCAUUUUAAUGUAUUUAUUGUAACUUAAACAAUUUAGAGAGAAAAAAAAUGAGUUAAAGGCAAGGGAGUUGUGUACAAAUCAUGCUUAAUGUACAUAAAUCUAAAUAUAUAUAAUAUACAUAUAUAUAUUAUUACUGCUCUGUAUACCUAAGGUUUUUAUAAGAAGCAGAAUAGAAAAUUAGUUUUAUUAGAACAAAAUUACUUCCAAGAAGUGUUGUUGAAGUUACUAAUUCUGUUAAAACAAAAAGAAUAAUGGAUAUAUAUAAUGUUAAAUGUGCCUUACAAGACUGGCAACAGUGGCAUGAGGUUGUAUCCUACAAUAAAUGCAUUGGUUGUUAUUGCAUCUAUUUUAUUAGAUAAUGCACAAGGGCCAUACCUUUCAGUUAGAAGAACUAUAAUGUUUUUAUCUGUUAACGUAGAACACAUACCUAUUUCCAUAAAAAUAUAAGCUUUUUUAUACUUCUGCCUCUUAGAUAGAAGGAAUAACGAAGUAAGUAACUUGAAAGAAUAACUCCAUGGUCCAUGGAUGGUGUAAGGUUCUAUUUCUCUUACACUCAUAUUAUUAAAGAUUAUCUGUUUUUCCUCUGGUAUUGUCUUUUUUUCCAAUGAUAUUUUCUUAUUUGAUCUCUUU